AUCAGUUCCAAGUUGACUGUUAGCGAGUUUGUGACAAAGUGAAGAUGUUUAGAGUGGCGUGUUUUGUUCUUGCGUUUGGUUUUACUCAGUCAGCAGUAUUACCAGUUGAAAAAUGCAGCCUCGAGGAUGCGGCCUGUUUAGUACCAGCAUUUCAAAAGAUGCUUCCAGUGUUCACGGCUGGAAUGCCAGAGGCCAAUGUAGAAGUAUUAGACCCCAUGGAAAUCGAGGACCUAGCUUUUGAACUUGCUGGACUUAAGUUCACGCUAAAAGGAGGCGUUAUGAAAGGAUUGAAGGCUGCCACUGUUGAUAAUGUUGAAUGGAACACGAAGAAGAAAUUAUUUGCAAUCGAUUUCCACUUGGAUACCUCUGUGAAGGGUCACUACACUGCAGAUGGUCGCGUUUUGAUUCUACCCAUCACUGGAGAUGGCCAGAUGAAACUGAAAUUGAAGAAUCUUCAGAUCAAGCUGUACAUUCACUACGACAUCAUUAAGAACUCUGAUGGGAAGGAUGUGAUCAAGCCAACGAAGUACAACUUUGAUUUCGACGUCAUAGAUCACGCGCAUUACCAUCUAUCCAACUUGUUCAACGGAAAUAAGGAGCUGAGUGAGGCAAUGCUGUCAUUCUUGAACGAAAACUGGAGGCAAAUAGCGCAAGAAUUCGGCCGACCCGUCAUAGAUGCGACUGCAAAGAAAAUAUUCAAAAGCAUUGGAAACUUCUUCGAAGCAAUGCCAAUUGAAGAAAUAGCCAGUGUUUAAUUGUUUAGUACAAAUUAUUGCCUGUAUAAUAGCUUGUGAUUAAAUAAAUUAUGUUGGUGUUUA
Helicoverpa zea (corn earworm) is the source of this 818-nucleotide messenger RNA. RefSeq names its product circadian clock-controlled protein daywake-like. NCBI's taxonomy places the organism in Eukaryota, Metazoa, Arthropoda, Insecta, Lepidoptera, Noctuidae. The transcript is spliced from 5 exons. Bases 45 to 755 code for a protein of 236 amino acids. The record is from RefSeq and is a predicted model, not a curated record.